AUGCAAAACAGUGAGAAACGAACUGUAAGUUCACGAGCGAGGAUUCUCCUGUCCCUCCUCAAAGCCAACCCAUUCCGUAAACUAACAACGGAUGAUGUCAAUGCCAACCCCCCGCCGUUUAGCGUUUUCUGCGGUGGAACCGAAAUCUACUCGUUCCCGGCGUCAGAGUCGGACGCAACGGAAAGAAUUCAAGAAAAUGUCAGACACUUCAUAGGAAACUACAUCUCUGUCUUCGUUGUCUUUUUCUUGAUCUCUCUGUAUAAGCAACCGAUAGCGUUUCUUACGCUGCUUGCGAGUUUUCCGGUUAAGGAUUAUCUCGACCAUUCGAUUACUAAAAGAGGACUUGAUCAAGCUUACCCCUUCAUUCGUCGUUUACUUUUCUUCAUUUCCAAAGCAGGUUGGUAA
Messenger RNA from Raphanus sativus (radish), 405 nucleotides. Its product is annotated as PRA1 family protein H-like. The record is from RefSeq and is a predicted model, not a curated record. The transcript has a single exon. Bases 1 to 405 code for a protein of 134 amino acids. Gene Ontology annotation, biological process: vesicle-mediated transport. Gene Ontology annotation, cellular component: endoplasmic reticulum; Golgi apparatus. NCBI's taxonomy places the organism in Eukaryota, Viridiplantae, Streptophyta, Magnoliopsida, Brassicales, Brassicaceae.